GCCUAAUUUUUGGCCAUGCAGGCCACCCUCUUGUUUCCCUGCAGGAAGGCGCAGUUAGUGCACCGUAGCGCAGGCGUUGCAGUCCAGUUUAUGGAUGUUUCUCCUCUUUGCCCCCAGGACCUCUUCCUGCGGCUGGUGCCCCACGAGUGCCUGGGCUCCUUGUGGUCUCAGCGGGACAAGAAGGGCCACGAAGGGGCCUGCCCCACGGUCCGGGCCACGGUGGCCCAGUUCAACCUGGUGGCCAGAGCGGUGGUCUUCUCCUGCCUGGGGGACACGGGGCUCAGGGCUGCCCAGCGUGCGCGGCUCCUGGAGAAGUGGAUCCAGGUGGCGGAGGAAUGCUUCUUCCUCCGGAACUUCUCCUCGCUGUACGCCGUGGUCUCGGCCCUCCAUUCCACGCCUUUGCACCGCCUCAAGAGGACCUGGGAGGAGACCUCCAGGGACUGCCUCCGCUGCUACGAGGAGCUCAGCGCCAUCUGCUCCGAGGAGGACAACUACAGCCAGAGCCGGCGGCUCCUCUUCCAGGAAGGGGCGCCCAGAGGAUUCGGUGCGGAUCUUGCCACGCGGAGGCAUCAACGGCGGUCCCUAGAGCAGCGACCAACAGGGGUGGUCCCCUACCUGGGCACUUUCCUGAAGGACUUGGUGAUGUUGGAUGCAGCAACACGAAACCGGCUGAAGAACGGGUACAUUAACUUCGAGAAGCACCGAAAGGAGUUUGAGAUCCUGACCCAGCUGCGCCUCCUGCAAGCCAACUGCCGCAACUACGCCUUGAACCCAGACCCGGUGCUCCGCGGCUGGUUCCGGCGCCUGCCCAGCCUCAGCGAGACCCAAAGCUACCAGCUUUCCUGUGCCAUUGAGCCUCUGGGAGAAGGAGGGACCCCAGCCAAACCCGUGAAGCCCACCCUGGUUAUCACCCACUGCACCGACCUCCUUGCCUCCCUCAGCAUGAGCACCCUGGUUCCCUGGGACCAACCCUGCUCCCCGAACCCUCCUCCGGACCUUCUCCUUCCGCCUCUGUCAAGCUCCGGUCAGGGACAAGACCGCCUUCCCCAGCACACAAAGUGGCCUUCCGUCUCAUCCUUGGACACUGUGUCCGAAAGCACCGCGCCCACUUCUCCCGGGGGCCUGGCCCCUCCGCCCCCCCAGGGGGGCACCUUCAUCAAGGGGCACCGCCGCUCGGCCUCCUGUGGGGCUGCCUACCCUGCAGCCCCAAACACUGCGUCGUCCGCGGGCUCCGAGUGCCGCAUCAUCCGCGUGAGAAUGGCGCUGCAGGACGGGACCCUCUACAAGAGCAUCCUGGUCACCAGCCAAGACAAGGCCCCCGCUGCCAUCGCGAAGGCGCUGGAGAAACACAACCAGGAUCGAAGCCUGGCCUCCCAGUAUGAACUGGUGCAGCUUCUCCCAGACGGCCGAGAACUGGCUUUCCCACCAACGGCCAACGUCUUUUACGCCAUGAACAACUCAUGCCAGGACUUCAUGCUUCGAGCCAAGCAGCCGCGGGAGAAAGCGCUCCCACGGACAGCCACACCACCAGCCGCUCCCAGGAGCCCUACGCCGAGGCGGGUGGAAAUCAGUGCCACCUUCCCCAAGAUCAAGGCCACCGGCCGCAAGAUCGCCAAAGCCUUGUUCUGAGGCAGAUGAGGAAAGGCCUCCUCUCCCACGGGGGACCUGAACUCGGACCCAGUGGGCAAGAAAGCUGCACACUGAUGAUACAUUGGUUUUGCUCCCCGAUGCGUCAAAAUCGGUGCCCGUCAUGACAACUAUUGUGACACUGGAUGAACACUGGUCUUCCCAAGGAACUGGACGCCUCACGUAGAUUUCGGAGCCAGGGAUGGCAAUCGGCGCUGCGCAGGUCUACUUAUUUUCAGCGUUCAGGACAUCUCAACUGAUAGACACCGUAAAGCUGCACAAAUGAUACAUUUGACUACUUUAAGCACCAAAGAGUUUCCAUUUUGCGAUGUCUGCCGUGCACUUCCUCUUGGCGUCAUGGCUGACGUCCUGUUUUUUGCAAGAGUACCUGUCUGCUUUUGGGUUUGGCUCCUAUGCUCCCACCCCAUGCCUUAACUCUGUGACUGUUUGCAGUGAAACUGCGGAAUGAUGCUGUCGUUCUGAGGCCUUACUUCCUGCGUAGAUAGGAAGCGCCAUUGCGGUGGUUACGGAGGUGGCCAUCUUAGGCGGCCCAGAUGCUGAGCUCGUUUGUGGUCUGCUCUAUCCAUGGGAAGUUUCAACAGAGCAGUCGGGGGAAAGCAGAGCGAUUACGGACACUUUUGCAUAUUAAGCUAACGCAAAAACCAAAAUGGAGUCAGAAGGGGAUGGGGCGGUUUUCUCAGGGAGAUUCUCAGCCAAAGAGCCCACCUUCUUCUGCAAAGCUCAGCAUCAGUGCGCUUGGCUUCUGGGUGCAAUUAAACACUAAUUACUGUUGGCUUUUUGUGGGUUUUUCAGGUUCUGUGGCCAUGUUCUAGUAGUUCCUGACGUUU
Messenger RNA from Sceloporus undulatus (fence lizard), 2474 nucleotides. RefSeq names its product ral guanine nucleotide dissociation stimulator like 2 (gene RGL2). The record is from RefSeq and is a predicted model, not a curated record. The coding region runs from base 16 to 1629 and encodes 537 amino acids. NCBI's taxonomy places the organism in Eukaryota, Metazoa, Chordata, Lepidosauria, Squamata, Phrynosomatidae. Gene Ontology annotation, biological process: Ras protein signal transduction; positive regulation of GTPase activity. The transcript is spliced from 12 exons. Gene Ontology annotation, cellular component: plasma membrane. Gene Ontology annotation, molecular function: guanyl-nucleotide exchange factor activity.